Molecule: messenger RNA, 3975 nt
Organism: Spirometra erinaceieuropaei
Lineage: Eukaryota; Metazoa; Platyhelminthes; Cestoda; Diphyllobothriidea; Diphyllobothriidae
Source: the annotation of a GenBank genome assembly
AUGAGGGGCUACUUAUAUGCCGCUUGGCUUGGUCCAGGAUUUGCAAAACUAUCAUGGAAACCAGUACGUAUGGACAAACACUGGUUGCGUUUUUUCGUUUUUACCUUUGUCACCCAGUAACAGUGUACUAACCUCUUUCUGAUGCAAUGCUUACAUCUCGGAUUUGCGUGUUUGUGUGGAGCUAGUUAUCCGUUUGGCUGACUUGCACAACUUUAGCCUAUCACCUGAAGCCGGAUUUUGCAUCUAGGCACUACAGAUCUGUUGACGACCACAAAACUAGCCGUAGAUUAACCGUAAAGCCUUGUCCGGGGCGAGUGUUAUAUUAUAGGGGUUUGCCGUCUAUAGCAACCACUUGCAUAAUCCGCCAAAAUAAGUUUGGUAAUUGUCUCCCCGUUAUCAGAAUUUUACCCUUCCCGCCAUUGUAAGACUCUUUAUUUUUUUCUUCCAGAAAAUGUAUUUGAUUCGCGUUUAGCUGGUAGUUAAACGUCGCCUCCAUUUUGCCAUUCGGGGGAGGACUACGACUACAUCGUUGAAUAAAUGAUUUACCGGCGUUUUGGUGAUUAUCUGCAGGUGUAGAAACCAGGGUUCACUAGACAGUGUGACGAAAAAUUCGGUAAGGGGUUGACUUGAGAGUUACUCACAGUAAUUCUAUAUUUAGGUAUCCCCGGAAUGAAGGCUAUAUUUGCGCAUUUUAAGAGCUUAAUUCACCCAAGGCGUUGUCGGUAGUGGCCAGAGAACGCCGGUACCUCGUUCUACAAUCAUGCUACAUCAGUGAACGUAAUUCCCACGUGGAGUUGCUCACUACUCAUCCACUGCUUCUUUAUGAGUCGGCCAUGUCGAUGCGUAUUCUAUACCAAGGCGAUUAGAAAUCCACUGUUCCCAAGAAGAAAGAAGACCUCUAAAAUUGCUCAAACCGGCGACUUGGCGUUGAAGGUAAUAAAACUCUUCACGACCAGUGGGUUUUGCAAAGUAAGCAGAUCUAGUGUUAGUGGAGUUAAACGCAACUGUAAGCGAGCAAGCAUAAUCGUAGAUCAUUUAGUGUCGGAAAACCUGCAAGAUUAGCUGGUGGUCGGUUAUCUCUUCCGUCCACGGGACUCCUGUCCUUAUUGUAAGCGCUCGCCGCCAUACAUGGGACAGUUAGGCUACAAAUUUGCUGAAUGACUAAUUAUUACAUGUGUAUUGCUGCGCUUCGCCCAUAUUACAGUCUGUUGUAAUUAAAAUUGUCUCCUGUCACGAGGGAAUAAAGUAGGGUGACAAAACAUGGAGCCAGGGGGUUUUGUUUUGAGACUACAGACGAGUAUAAAUGACGGUCAACUGUCAGUCUAGGCAACAUUACGUCUUUAGAAUAGAUUCCAUUGAGGUCGAAAAAAGUGACUGAGUUGAAGAUAAACCUGAAAUCGGCAACCUUCGCUACACUUGUUGUCCUGUCUGUUCUUACUUUCCAUUGAGAUUUCCUAGUCAUAUAUGGCCUCAGUGGUUCAGGUUCUAAUGCUAACCUCUAAACAUAGACCUGCACGAACUAAAAGCUACUUCAUGUCAGUACGGAGCCCGUGUGUAUUUGAUGUGACGCCAGAGCCUCGUAAACACCACGUUGGAUGGCUGUUUCAUUGAUGAGCUUCUUUGAACUAAUAUAAAGCACAGCGACAUAGCUUACGCUUUUUUUUAUCAGUUCCGCAUGUUGCGGACGAUAUAAUCAGAAUUCAUAUAUUUGCCUGUACUAACAAUUUCUUAGCUACCAUAAAGGUGUUUUAGGGCGCUACUUACUUGAUACUCAACACAGUUUGGAAUGACAUUGUUGCCAACAGGACUGUCUUCACCUACAGAUUUCGACCUGUUUCGUGUGGUAUUACUUGUAACAAAGGUCUAACCUCAGUCCCGGACCCCAAUUACUGCGAAACCAUCACGAUAACUUUCUUGACUCACGACUUUUGCCUCUACGCACACAUUCGGAGUUCGGUGAACUUCCUUUGCAGCAGAAUUAUUUGCUAACCAACUGGCAUUCCUCAUCUAGGACAGCCGUCCAAAUUUAAAGAGAGACCUUUUUUAGAGGGUCAGGUCAUACAUGACAAUAAGGGUUUCUUCACUAUCCCGUUUAUCUGAUAUACGCGUAAUCUGACUUGGCUUCUCAAACUGGUCAAUUGCCCAAGUAUAUUCACUGUGAAGGCCUCACAGAACCAGCUGGAGGACGUGUUUACCCCCAUUUGCAUGGAGUACCAAUAGUCGCAACUACCAUGUUGUGCACGGGUGCAUGUGAUCCUACCGCUCAGCAAGAAUAAUCUAUUUUUUAAUGAACGUGCAGACGUUUUAUGCAGAUAGUAUGAAGAAUAAUAUGAUUCACAAAAGCAUUUACUGUAAAAGGGACAGCUUGAUUAUUCCAAACUGCGCAUUUCAUAUCAGACUGGUUGGUACUAUUUCUCACGAUAAGGCCCCACGUAACCGAAGAAUUUCCAUCCACCGCAUUCUCAGGCUAACACAGACUUCUAGUUUUGCCUAAAAUGAAAACGCUCUUUAUACUCUGACAGAAACCCCCAACGGCGCACUGUUUUAAACUUCUGUGCAGUCUAUAAGAGAUAUUUAAUACAACCUUACGCCGCUUUUUGGGAACCAUUGGCAUAUAACAGCAGACCUAACGAGCCUGUUGAUCGUUGAGAAGUUUGCCGUACUAUGAGCCGCGCGUAUCGUUUCUGUUGCGAAGGGAUGAGAAGCAAAGCACAAAACAAAAGUUGUCCACUCAUGGCACUAUGUUCCAUGCUGUACCUGUUUAUGCUUUCCAUAACUGCGCUGUUUUUUACUGCUCUAGCGGAAUGCCAAUGACCAUACAAAACUACAGUAUUGCGCUCUGUGUGAAGGUUACAAACCACCGAGGUCUCAUCACUGCUCUAAGUGCGGACGCUGUGUUCUCAAGAUGGAUCACCAUUGCCCCUGGAUCAACUGCUGUGUGGGACACCUGAAUCACGGAAUGUUCCUCCACUUUAUCAUAUCGGCGCCAGUCGGAUGUAUACACUGUUCCGCCUUGUGCAUUUGGCACGUAUACUUUGUAUUUACCCGGGUAGGUGUGUGUGAAUUUCCUGUUGGGCUCUGUAGCCCCUUUAAAAUGCCAAACUCCAUGCUUAAGAAUAGUGUAAAGCUCGCCCAGUUUCUUAAAGUCAUCUGAACGCCCUCUAAUUAACUAGCAAUUUAUGUUUUACACCGCAAAGUUGGAGCUUCUUCUGCCAUAGAGACCCCCUGCUUAGGUUCUCAGAGUACCGAGUGCUCACUAAAAGGCGAUUUCUUUGUAACAAUCAAUCUGCCUAAGUGCUCUAGAAGGCAAGUUCUGCAUCAUAAAACCCGAUUCUCCUGUUCCUACUGCUGUAGGCCUACUUUUUAUUCAGACGCGGCUAUAACGUCGGUAUCAUAUUCAGUUUCUACGAGAUCUUCGUUGUCCUGAUGGCCCUUGGGCUGGCAUUCGGUGUGAUUCUGGCUGUUGGCGGUCUCGCCUACUGUCAGCUACGCAGCAUCGCCCGCAACGAGACGGCCAUUGAAAACUGGAUCAAAACUAAGGCAAGACUGACAUACUCACCUAUAAUGCAUACUUUUUUUGCUCACAGUAUUCUUUGGCUUUACGCCUUCUUCUUCUUCUUCUUCUUCUUCUUCUUCUUCUUCUUCUUUUUCUUCCUCCUCCUCCUCCUCCUCUUCUUCCUCUUCUUCUUCUUCUUCUUCUUCUUCUUCUUCUUCUUCUUCUUCUUCUUCUUCUUAUUUUUCGUCUCCUUCUUCCUCUUCAUCUUCUUUUUCUUCUUCUUCUUCUUCUUCUUCUUCUUCUUCUUCUUCUUCUUCUUCUUCUUCUUCUUCUUCUUCUUCUUCGUCCUUCUUCUUCUUCUUCUUCUUCUUCUUCUUCUUCUUCUUCCUCUUCUCGUCGUCGUCGUCGUUGUCGUUAUCGUCGUCGUCGUCGUCGUCGUCGUCGUCGUCGUCGUCGUCGUCGUCUUCUUAUGCGGAUAA